Messenger RNA from Sclerotinia sclerotiorum 1980 UF-70, 1746 nucleotides. RefSeq lists its product as hypothetical. NCBI's taxonomy places the organism in Eukaryota, Fungi, Ascomycota, Leotiomycetes, Helotiales, Sclerotiniaceae. The record is from RefSeq and is a predicted model, not a curated record. Gene Ontology annotation, molecular function: transmembrane transporter activity. The coding region runs from base 1 to 1746 and encodes 581 amino acids. The transcript has a single exon. Gene Ontology annotation, biological process: transmembrane transport.
AUGGAUCGUUUAAAGCGUGUUUUGUCAAGGCCAAAUGCGAAGCCAUAUCGCACGAAACAUAUCAUCGAUGAUCAGCCGUACAUAAAUGAAAAUGGCCAUCUGGAUUUUGGGCCGGGAGAUAUCGAAAAUCCGAAGAAUUGGUCCAAGACGAGAAGAUGGUAUAUUACCGUGGUAUCGGUUUUGCUCGUGGUAAAUGCAACAUUUGCAUCGUCCAGUCCGUCGGGAUGUUUGACGGGAAUUGAGAGAGAAUUUCAUGUUUCUGCAGAGGUCUCCGCUUUGGUCAUCUCGGUUUUCCUUUUAGGAUACUGCUUUGGUCCAUUAUUUUGGGCUCCGUUGUCCGAGUUCUUUGGUCGAAGAUGGAUCUUUUAUAUCUCUUUUACCUUGUAUCUGGCUUUUAACUUUCUCUGUGCGUUCGCCAAUAAUUUCGCAGCUCUAUUAAUAGGACGAUUCAUAACGGGUACGAUGGCCAGUUCGCCACUUUCGAAUGCCCCGGGAGUUCUCGCCGAUAUUUGGGGUCCUGUCGAAAGAGGAAAUGCCAUGGCUCUGUUCUCGAUGAUGACUUUUGCCGGUCCAGCAUUGGGUCCUGUUAUUUCAGGAUUCCUUGAGUUGAAAAAGGACUGGAGGUGGAAUUUUUAUGUCAUGUUAUGGCUCGCUGGUGUCACCGAACUUUUAAUGUUUACUAUCCCAGAGACCUUACCUUCGAAAUUGCUAGUAAACAAAGCUAGGAGAAUAAGGGCAUUGAAGAUUCCAGGUUACGAAAACGUCAAGGCUCCCGUCGAAGAUAGCGAUCGUACCUUAUGGCAAAUUUUCAAGGUGGCACUUAUUAGACCAUGGCAACUUCUCGUCGAUCCAAUUUCGUUUGCCGUUGCCGUUUACCUAUCCGUCGUAUAUGCUUUACUGUAUAUGCUCUUCACCAUCUACCCCAUCAUCUUUCAGGAGAAGCGUGGUUGGAAUUCCGGAGUAGGGGAGUUACCAUUGAUUGGUACGAUCAUUGGAGCUAUAAUAGGUGGAAUCGCCAUCUUCAUCGUGUCCCAUCGUGAUAGGAAGAAGGUGGAGGCUGGUCAUGUUGGCGUGGCUGAGGAUCGUCUACCGGUCGCCAUGGCUGGUGGAAUUAUUUUUCCAAUUACCAUGUUUUGGUUUGCGUGGUCUGGAAAUUAUAAUAGUGUUCAUUGGAUAGUUCCCACUCUUGCUGGGAUAUUCCUCUCCACGUCUAUUCUUCUCAUUUUCGUCGCCUACCUCAAUUAUUUGACCGAUACAUACUUAAUGUAUGCCGCCAGUGCAGUCGCUGCAAACACUGUUUGUAGAUCAGCAGCCGGUGCUGCAGCACCAUUAUUCACGACAUACAUGUUCGAUGCUCUUGGCGUCGGUGGAGGUGGCUCAUUAAUCGGUGGACUUGCCAUAUGUCUCGCGCCGAUCCCCUUUCUAUUUUAUAAAUACGGUGGAGCCAUCAGAGAACGAUCCAAAUUCGCUCCAACCCCCACGAAGAAACCUUCGAACGAACAGGAUGUGGGCAACGAAAAGGCGCUUGAAGCAGACCAAUCCUCACCAGACCGAACCACAGAAAAUAGGAUCAGUACUGGCUCUCACUCAUCGUCAGCAUCAAGUAUAGCAAGUAUGCCUGAUGCUCCCCGCGAAGAUACUUAUCAUCAAGAGGGGUAUAUUGAGGAGGGUAUGGGAUAUGGACGAGUGGCGUUGCCUAGCGAUACGAGAGAACAAGAUGCUGGGCAGCUUGCAAGCGAAAAGUGA